UGAGAAGCUGCUAUUCGCAAAGCGGAUAGAAGAGAAGAAAGAUGAACGAAUAUAAAUGUGGAGAACUGAUCAUUGAAGGAAAGACAAAAGAGGUCUAUAAAAUUUUAAAUAACCCUACUCUAUGUCUUUUACAAAGUAAAGAUCGCAUUACUGCUGGAGAUGGUGAAAAAUCCCAUGAUUUAAAAGGCAAGGCUGCAAUUAGUACAGCUACAACAGCUAAAGUUUUCCAGUUACUAAAUGAAGUUGGAAUAAAAACUGCCUUUGUUAAAGUGGCUAAUGACACCUCCUUUAUUGCAAAAAAAUGUCAAAUGGUUCCAAUAGAAUGGGUUACUAGAAGAUUAGCCACUGGUAGUUUUUUAAGGAGACAUCAAGGGGUUCCUGAAGGAUUUAGGUUUAAUCCACCAUUACAAGAAACAUUCUUUAAAGAUGAUGCCAAUCAUGAUCCACAAUGGUCAGAAGAGCAAAUUAUUUCUGCUGGUUUUAAGUUGAAUAGUCUUGUAAUUGGAAAGGAUGAAUAUGACAUAAUGCAACGUAUUACACUUGUUGUAUUUGAAGUUUUGGAAAGAGCAUGGGCAAGUAGAGACUGUGCACUUGUGGACAUGAAAAUAGAAUUUGGUGUGGAUGAAAAUGGUGAAAUUAUGGUAGCAGAUAUAAUUGACAGUGAUUCUUGGAGACUUUGGCCAUCCGGUGAUAAAAGAUUGAUGAAAGAUAAACAAGUAUAUAGAAAUUUGACUAAUGUAACUCAAGAGGAUUUAGAUAUUGUAAAACGGAAUUUUAAAUGGGUGGUAGAUCAGCUUGACUACCUCGUUAUUUCAUUUAACAGUUUAGUUGUUAUUUUGAUGGGAUCACCUUCUGAUGAAGAACAUUGCCAGAAAAUAGCGAAACAUGCAAAAUCUUUAGGUUUAAAAGUUCAACUUCGUGUAUGCAGUGCUCACAAAGGUACUCAAGAAACACUGCGUAUUCUUGCAGAAUAUGAAGGUAAUUAUGAAAAGGUGGUGCUAAUAGCUGUAGCAGGGAGAAGUAAUGGAUUAGGUCCAGUACUCUCUGGAAAUACAUCUCUGCCUGUUAUUAAUUGCCCGCCUUUUAAACCGGAGAACAUUUCACAAGAUUUGUGGUCGUCAAUUAACGUUCCUUCUGGAAUUGGAUGUACCACUGUCGCUUAUCCUGAAAGUGCAGCACUAGCAGCGGCUCAAAUUCAUGCAUUGCACGACCAUCUGGUUUGGGCACGCUUACGAGUAAAGCAAUUAAUGAAUUUCAUCGCUUUGAAACAAGCUGAUAGGAAAUUACGGGGGAUUGGGUCACGGAAGUUCGGAUAACAUGACAGUACCAACAUUGGUGACCGGGCUGAACGGGCACAUGGUUGUGUACGCAGCGUGUGGCAGCGAGGACUCUCACACGUUGU
Molecule: messenger RNA, 1402 nt
Organism: Habropoda laboriosa
Lineage: Eukaryota; Metazoa; Arthropoda; Insecta; Hymenoptera; Apidae
Gene: Paics
Product: multifunctional protein ADE2
Exons: 7
Coding region: 42-1316 (424 amino acids)
Biological process (GO): 'de novo' IMP biosynthetic process
Molecular function (GO): phosphoribosylaminoimidazolesuccinocarboxamide synthase activity
Source: RefSeq, a predicted model, not a curated record